Molecule: messenger RNA, 1169 nt
Organism: Lucilia cuprina (Australian sheep blowfly)
Lineage: Eukaryota; Metazoa; Arthropoda; Insecta; Diptera; Calliphoridae
Gene: Daao2
Product: D-aspartate oxidase
Exons: 5
Coding region: 63-1097 (344 amino acids)
Molecular function (GO): FAD binding; D-amino-acid oxidase activity
Source: RefSeq, a predicted model, not a curated record
UACUCAAUCAGUAGUAAUCGGACUUUUGCAUUAAGAGGUUGUUCGGAAUUUUGUACAUAAACAUGCAUGUUUGUAUUUUGGGUGGUGGCAUCAAUGGUUUCUGUUGUGCCGUAAGAAUUUUGGAAUUCUAUAAGAAACAACAAAAGCCUAUUCAGGUCACCUUAAUAUCGGAUAAAUUUACACCCAAUACAACAGGUGAUGGUUCGGCUGGUUUAUGGGGACCCUAUUUGUUGGGUGGUACACCCACUUCCAAAGUGCAUAAAUGGUCUAAGGGCAUGCAUGAUUUCUUAGAAGAACUAUGGCUGUCCGAAGACGCCGGUGAGGCUGGCAUUUGUUUGAUUCCAGUCGUACGUUUGACAACAGCUGAUACGCCUGUUGAUGACUUUUGGAAAGAUAUUGUUUAUGGCUGUGAACCUAUGACAGAUAAGGAAUUGGCUGAAUACAAUGUUAACCGUGCAACUAAAUAUACCUCCGGUUUACAUUUUGUCACCUACACUUCCGAACCCCGUCUACUACUUCCUUACUUAAUUAAACGUUUCAGACAACAAGGUGGACAAAUUCUAACAGAAAAAAUUGAAAAUCUACAAAAAUUCAUUGAGACCACAAACUAUGAUGUUGUCAUCAAUUGUACAGGAUUGGGUUCACAAGAAUUGUUAGGCGACAAAAAUAUGUUCCCCGUACGUGGUCAAGUAUCAAGAGUUAAAGCACCAUGGUUAUAUUAUGUAGUCUUGGAUGAAAGUGAUGUCGGUAACUAUAUUAUUCCUAACAUGGAUACUGUGGUUUUGGGUGGCACUCAUCAGGAAAAUGAUUUCAAUACCAAAGUCUGUCCAGUUGAUAAAAAAUUCAUUGUUGAUGGUUGUCGUGAAAUUGUGCCACCAUUACAUCAAGCCAAACAUUUGUUUGAUUGGGUGGGUUUGAGACCUGGCAGAACUAAUUUGCGUUUGGAAGCUGAACAAGUUAAAGGUAAUAAAAUAUUGAUACACAAUUAUGGUCAUGGUGGCAGUGGUGUUACAUUGGCCUGGGGUUGUGCCGAAGAUGUUAUUGAAAUUUUGGAAAAAUCUUUGGAACAAAAACAUAAAUUACCAGCUAAAUUGUAAAAAAAAUCGUAUAGAAAACUACUUUAAAACACAGUUAAUAAAUUAGGAACAAGAAAGAUGUUGUUAUAUAAA